AUGUCUGCCGCCAAUCCCCCCAAGUUCAUCUACAAGAUUCUGCCCGCCGCCCCUCAGGACCCGCUGCCUGAGCAGUUUCCCUUCUCACAGCUCGAUGCAAACGACGGCUUCGUUCACCUAAGCACGGCAACGCAGGUCCCAAACACGGCCGACUUGUUCUUUACUGAGGCGACUGAGCUGUGGCUCAUCAAGCUUGAGCUGGCAAAGCUGGCGGACCCGCUGAAAUGGGAAGACGGGUUCCCGCAUUUGUACGGCAACUUUGGCGCAGCAGAUGUCCAGAGCUUGGAGAAAUUUGAGAGGAAAGAGGGGCAAAAGUGGUCGGAAGGCAUGAAGGCCUCAUAUUGGCUAGAGUAA
Messenger RNA from Trichoderma harzianum CBS 226.95, 354 nucleotides. RefSeq lists its product as hypothetical. NCBI's taxonomy places the organism in Eukaryota, Fungi, Ascomycota, Sordariomycetes, Hypocreales, Hypocreaceae. The coding region runs from base 1 to 354 and encodes 117 amino acids. The record is from RefSeq and is a predicted model, not a curated record. The transcript is spliced from 2 exons.